AUGCAACGUGACCAUUAUAACGUGACUACAAUAGCUCCCGGUAGCCUUGUAAUUUAUUAUUAUUCAGUCCUGAAUGCCGUCAGAACUCUUCCCCUCCUUGAAUUCUUAGAGUUGAUUAUUGGAGGUUCUUAUGCGCCAGACCUCCAGCUACAAUCUCUACGUAAUUUGCAGAGCAUCAAAAUAUAUGCGCCCACCAACGACUACUUUAUGAAUAUUAUCGAACCCCUUUCGCUCUUGAUUGCGAACUCGCCAAACCUUCAUACCCUUCAUUUGAGACCUGGGAAUUUGGCAGGAAUUCUCACUCAAGCUCGACAGCGUAACACUUCCCCAUUUCCACCGCCCAACGUCCCUGACGCUACUCAAUUACACGACAUCGGAAUCUGGUACGGCGGAAAGCUCGCAUCCGGAGGAGAUAUGGGCGAUAUUGAAGACGACCGAUACCGCGAGACUCAAUGUGAUCUUGCCGCCAACCGAUUUUAUAACCUUUGUUUAGUAGGCAAGCAUACGAACUCUCUUGAAAAACUCGUCGUUGAGGCUGAGUAUGAAGGAGGGUGGUGCCUCGGGGAUCAAGCUCUCGCAGUGAUCUCGCUAUGCAAGAAGUUGAAGAUCCUCGAGGGUUGCCUCGUUUCGCAAGCCCUCCAUAACGCUGUGAAGUCGUUGAUUGAUGUUACCACCCAACUCCCUCGCAUAGAGAAACUGAUCGUUCAUCCUGCGGACUUGGAGGACGACCGUUGGAUAAUCUGUAGUUACCCAAGUGGCUCAGGGAGGGGCCAUUUUGAGACUGUGACGACGCGGCUCUCAAAAUGCAUUAGAGAGUACGAAGUAACUGAGUCUUCCGAACCCGUUCCCUUGAUCCUCGUAGGCUCAAGGAAGUUUAUGAUGACGCCGAGUGAAGGUGCUGGAAGUGCUGAUGGUAUCAGUGCGACUCUAGUGAGCCUGACGACAGUGAUGAGUCUGACGGCAGUGAUGAGCCUGACGACAGCGAUUACUGAACGGUAA
Molecule: messenger RNA, 999 nt
Organism: Laccaria bicolor S238N-H82
Lineage: Eukaryota; Fungi; Basidiomycota; Agaricomycetes; Agaricales; Hydnangiaceae
Exons: 5
Coding region: 1-999 (332 amino acids)
Source: RefSeq, a predicted model, not a curated record